AUGGCUGCUUAUAUUCCAAAUUAUACUGAUUACUUUAACAUUAAUCACUACAACUACAACUACAAUCCUGGUAUCCCUUGUCUCAUACAAAACAUACAAACUGGCAUGCCAAGUCAAGGUAGUCAACCUAAAAAGCAUUCAGAUCCUGAGAAAAAAACUCGAUUUUAUGUAAAGCAAGCGUGUACAAAUUGUCGUGCUAAAAAAGAAAAGUGUUCAGGAGAAGAAAAGUGUUCAAAUUGCAUUAGACGAAAUAAGGAGUGUAUAUACGUUAGUUCUGGCAAGAAACGUGGGCCUAAACCUAAGGAACCGCUUAAGCCGACACUGUCUAAUAUAUUGAAUUAA
Molecule: messenger RNA, 342 nt
Organism: Dentiscutata erythropus
Lineage: Eukaryota; Fungi; Glomeromycota; Glomeromycetes; Diversisporales; Gigasporaceae
Source: the annotation of a GenBank genome assembly